GUGUGUGCUGUGUGUCAGCUUCUCCCCGGCCACACUGCUGCCAGAAGGAGUUUGAGCUGGAGGACUCACCUGUGGAGAGAGGGAACACACACGCACACACACACCUGGUGUUGACGACGUUUGUCUUCCAUCAGCAAACAGGAUGGCGCACAGAGGCAGCGUAAGGCCGUUCGCCAACUUCAACGCCAAAAACGACGCUGACUUCCUCCGCAGAGCGAUGAAGGGAAUGGGUACGGACGAAGAUGCCAUCCUCAUGCUCCUGGCGGCACGCAGCAACGAUCAACGCCAGCAAAUUAAGGCAGCGUUCAAAAAGGCCUGCGGAAAGGACCUGGUCAGUGACCUGAAAUCGGAGCUCGGGGGUCUGUUCGAGAGUCUCAUCGUGGCCCUGAUGACCCCGCCCAUCUCAUAUGAUGCCUCUGAACUGCACAAGGCCAUCAAGGGCGCCGGGACUAACGACGACGUGCUGAUCGAGAUCCUGGCCUCCAGGACCGGCGCCCAGAUGAAAGAAAUCAUCAAAGUGUAUAAGAAAGAGUUUGGUGGCAAACUGGAGAAGGACGUCUGCGGAGACACCUCGGGGCACUAUCAGAGACUGCUGGUGAUCCUGCUCCAGGGGAGCAGGCAGGAGGACGUAGAUGAGAGCAAAAUCGAGACAGACGCCAAGGACUUGUACGCUGCUGGUGAAGGCAAGUUUGGCACCGAUGAGGACAAAUUCAUCACAAUUCUUGGCAACAGGAGCCCAGAGCAUCUCAGGAAAGUAUUCGACGUCUACAAGAAGCUGUGCGGCUCCGACAUCGAGGAGAGCAUUAAAGGAGAGACCACUGGGAAUCUAGAGAACUUGCUGCUGGCUGUCGUGAAAUGUGUCAGGAGCGUCCCGGAGUAUUUUGCUGAAGUCCUGUAUAAAUCUAUGAGGCGCGCCGGAACUGACGACAACGCCCUGAUGCGGAUCAUGGUGUCGAGGAGCGAGGUGGACAUGUUGGACAUCAGAGCCAGUUUCAAGAAGCUGCACGGAGCGUCUCUGUACUCCACCAUCCAGGAGGACACGAGUGGAGACUACCAGAGGGCUUUGCUCUACCUCUGUGGGGGGAAUGAUUAAUGUGUUGUGAUGGAGCUGAGCCGCUCUGAAUGAUGAGCUGCUGCCAGACACAGCAACACGUGAGACCAGGAGUUCUGAUCCACGGCUUCUUUCUGACUUCAGCUCGCUAUUGAUUGAAUUACUGUGAAUUACUCGCCUGCAUUUUUCGACUUAUAACAGUAUCUACUGCAGGAACAGCAGUUGGAGAACAUUGACUUAAAAGUUAUUUAGUUUUUGUGUUAUUUGCGUGACAUUAUCUGAACUAAUAGAUGUGUAGGUUUGAUUUUAGUAUAGAGAAUAACACGUGUUCUGUUUGAAAUGAAUUGAUUCGUUUGAAAUAAAUG
Molecule: messenger RNA, 1416 nt
Organism: Hippoglossus stenolepis (Pacific halibut)
Lineage: Eukaryota; Metazoa; Chordata; Actinopteri; Pleuronectiformes; Pleuronectidae
Gene: anxa5a
Product: annexin A5a
Exons: 13
Coding region: 143-1093 (316 amino acids)
Biological process (GO): negative regulation of coagulation
Cellular component (GO): cytoplasm
Molecular function (GO): calcium ion binding; calcium-dependent phospholipid binding
Source: RefSeq, a predicted model, not a curated record